UCCAAACACAUAAACCCUAUUUCAAGAAAACCACAAUAUUCCUUCCUAGUAAAGUAAAAACCAAUUAAGCCUCGAUACAGUUAGUCACAUGAAAAGAGCAGCCUUCAAAAUUUCAGCUCACCAAAUUUAAAACCGCUAUAAGCAUAUAAACUCAUGCACGCCAACUCUACCAUAUAACUCACAACAUGCCCAUGCACUCUCACAACAUUAUGACCCUAAUCAACCCUAAAAACAUGGCUGCUAUCAUUUCUUCCUCCAAUAAUUCCUCCGUUCCCCGAGGCGGUGCUGGUGCUGGUGGUGGUGGGGUCUUUUUCUUUUCGGUUUUCGUUCCCGAGGUUCAGAUGUUGGAAUUGGCACUGGCGGUCACGGUUUUCGUGACAAUACAUGCCCUGCGCCAGGGGAAGAAGCAUGGGCUAGCGUAUUGGCCAGUUGUGGGGAUGUUACCUUCUUUGAUUCUUGGGCUCCAGAAGGACAUGUAUGAGUGGAUUUCUAGGGUUCUUUGCCGGAUGAAUGGGACAUUCACCUUCAGAGGGCCAUGGUUUACCAAUCUCAACUGUGUGGUCACUUCUGAUCCAAGAAACCUGGAGUAUCUCCUCAAGACAAGAUUCUCAAACUUCCCGAAAGGCGAAUAUUUUCGCAGCAACGUCCAGGAUCUUCUCGGGGACGGGAUUUUCAGCGCGGAUAAUGAGAUGUGGCAGAGCCAGAGGAAAACAGCAAGCCUGGAAUUCCACUCUGCAAAAUUUAGAAACCUCACUACUAAUUCCCUGUUAGAGCUUGUCCAUUCCAGGCUUUUACCUGUAAUGGAGGACUCAAUUAACCAAUCUACGCCGCUCGAUCUGCAGGACGUUCUCCUCCGCCUCACAUUCGACAACGUCUGCAUGAUCGCCUUCGGGGUCGACCCGGGGUGCCUCCGCCCCGGCCUGCCAGAGAUCCCGUUCGCGCAGGCCUUCGAGGCUGCAACAGAGGCAACCAUCACGCGGUUCGUGGUCCCCACGUUUAUAUGGAGGAGCAUGAAGUAUUUCUGCUUGGGGACCGAGCGGGCGCUCAAACAGUCGCUGAAGAAGGUGGAUGAGUUUGCUGAGGAGGUUAUCAGGACGAGGAAAAAGGAGCUGGCCCUGGCAUCAGAUGGGACCAAACAGAGAUCAGAUCUGUUAACUGUGUUCAUGGGACUGAGAGAUGAAGAUGGGAGGCCGUUUUCGGACAAGUUUUUGAGGGAUAUUUGUGUGAAUUUCAUUUUGGCUGGGAGAGACACUUCAUCUGUGGCGCUGAGCUGGUUUUUCUGGCUUCUGAAUCGGAAACCUGAGGUGGAGGAGAGAAUUCUGGGUGAAAUUUGUGGGAUUUUGAACUCCAGGGAGGAUGGUGCUGAUACAGAGAAGAAUCAGGAGACAUUGGUAUUCAAGCCAGAAGAGAUCAAGAAAAUGGAGUAUCUACAGGCUGCUCUUUCAGAGGCCCUCAGAUUGUACCCUUCAGUUCCUGUUGAUCACAAGGAGGUUCUUGAAGACGAUGUUUUCCCAGACGGGACAGUGCUAAAGAAGGGAACCAAAGUAAUCUACGCAAUCUACGCAAUGGGGAGAAUGGAGGCCCUGUGGGGAAAAGACUGCAGAGAGUUCAAACCAGAGAGAUGGCUAAGAGACGGAAGAUUCAUGAGUGAGUCUGCUUACAAGUUCACCGCCUUCAAUGGCGGCCCGAGGCUCUGCUUAGGCAAAGAUUUCGCGUAUUACCAGAUGAAAUUCGCCGCCGCAUCCAUUCUGUACCGCUACCACGUAAAGUUGGUUGAGAAUCAUCCCGUCUCGCCAAAGAUGGCUCUCACACUCUACAUGAAACAUGGCUUGAAAGUCACGCUUUCCAGGCGUGAUCUGAACAACAAUGAGUAAGAACCAUUCUGUGGGUUUUUAUUCAAUAAUAUUAUACUUCUUUAUUGUUGUUUUUUUCUCUUUUUUUGGGGUGGUAACUGGUAAGUAAGAUAUAUAGACUGGGAAUUGAAACUGGGUUGUUCAAGAAUGGGAACACUAAGGAUGUAUUGGACAUGUGUAGAGACUGCUAUUAAGAAUGGACUUUUCUUUUUUCAAUUUCUGUA
Molecule: messenger RNA, 2077 nt
Organism: Ipomoea triloba (trilobed morning glory)
Lineage: Eukaryota; Viridiplantae; Streptophyta; Magnoliopsida; Solanales; Convolvulaceae
Product: cytochrome P450 86B1-like
Exons: 2
Coding region: 186-1874 (562 amino acids)
Molecular function (GO): iron ion binding; oxidoreductase activity, acting on paired donors, with incorporation or reduction of molecular oxygen; heme binding
Source: RefSeq, a predicted model, not a curated record